CAGGUACGGAAUUGUCUGGGAUCCUGUUGGACUCCAGGAAAAGAGUUUCUGAAGAUGUAUUCCGCCAGAUAUGAAUACGACGGACGCAAUGACAACCAUGAGCGGAUCGACUUCUUAACCAGCAAAGAGAAAACAUCAAAGAGGAAGGUUGGCAUCACGGUCGGGGUUCUUGUGGCGCUACUCAUCCUUGCGGCUGUUGCAGCGUUCCUCAUCUGGCUGUUUGUCUUUAAAGAUGCUAAUUCAGAAGCCACCAUCAGUAAGAAGCUCAUCCCAUCAAUACAGGUGUACAGUGGCCAUAUGAAGCUGGCUAAUGUGCCAUAUAAUCAGAAGCUGGAGGACACCAACAGCAAGGAUUUCAAGGAUUUGGCAGAGGACCUGCAGGCAACACUGCAGGACAUCUUCAAGACAGAUUCAUUCCUCGAAAAAUACUACAGCAAGUCUGUCAUCACUGCAUUCAGUGAGGGUGUGAUUGCCUACUAUUGGUCUCAGUUUGAUAUUCCAGUCGAUGACCUGGAUAUCUUGCCGGAGUUCUCCGAAGAGCGGGUGUUAGAGACAUUGGAGAAUGGCAUUAAGGAGCAGCGCAGCAUGAGGAGCCAUAAAAAUAUCAAGAUCAGCGAAGUCACUGCCUCAUCCACAGAUCCUCGCAUGGCCAGGGACCCCAGAGCCGUAGGGUGUUUCCACCGUUUAGAGGCUAAAGAAACGGCGUCUGAAUUUUCAUCUCCCGGGUACCCAAUCGGCUACCCCCCAAAGUCCCGGUGCCAAUGGCAGAUCCGAGCCGCAGAGAACCACAUCAUUUCUCUCAGUUUCCCUUUCUUCCACAUUGAGGAUGACUGCUCUGAUGACUUUGUCUUCAUCUAUGAUUCUUUGAGUCCAGAUGAUUCUCAGGCCAUCACAGAGAAGUGUGGUCAGAGGCCCCCCUCCAAUCCUCUGGAGGUGGUGUCGUCUGGAAACAUCAUGCUCAUCAACUUGAUUACUGACAGUGAUGUCCAGCGACCUGGCUUUCAGGCCAAGUAUAAAGCCAUCCCAAUAGCUCAAGUAAAAACCUGUGGUGGCACCAUCACUAACGGCACAGGAGUCAUCACUUCCCCACUUCACCCCAGCUUCUAUCCCCCUGCCAUGGACUGCAAGUGGACUAUUAAGGUCCCUGCUGGCAAAAAGGUGCGGGUGAAGUUCACCAUGUUCCGCAUGAAAGAGCCUCAGGUGGAUGUCCGUGUGUGUCACAAAGACUAUGUGGAGGUUAUGGGUACCAAGUAUUGUGGAGAGAUGUCCUCUUUGGCUUUGACUAGUCAGACCAACGUCCUAGAUGUGAUCUUCCACUCUGAUGAGUCUUACACUGACAAAGGCUUCAGAGCUGAGUACAGUGCCUACGAUCCCACAGACCCUUGUCCCAACAAGUUUGCCUGCAACUCCGGUAUCUGCAUCGGGAAAGAACUGAAGUGUGAUGGCUGGAAUGACUGCGGAGAUAUGAGCGACGAGAUGAAGUGCAACUGUGAGGAGGAUCAGUUUUCUUGUACAAAUGGCCUGUGCAAACCGAAAAUGUGGGUGUGUGAUCGUGUCAACGAUUGCGGAGACGGCAGCGAUGAGAAACGGUGCAGUUGUGAUGAGAACGAGUGGCGCUGUGGGAAUGGGGUUUGUCUGCCUCAGGAUGUUGUGUGUAACAAUAAGAAGGACUGCGAAGAUGGAAGUGAUGAAGCCUCUUGUAAAACCUCGCCGGGCAUCUGCUCUGACUUCAGCUUCAAGUGUAACAACGGUGACUGUGUCAACAAGGUGAACGCUGAAUGUGACCACGUCAACGACUGCUCUGACAAAUCAGAUGAGGCUACCUGUAAUUGUGGCACCAGGCCCUAUAAGCUGAACCGCAUCGUAGGAGGGCAGAAUGCUGACCUCGGGGAAUGGCCCUGGCAGGUCAGCCUUCACUUCCUGACAUAUGGGCAUGUUUGUGGUGCCUCAAUCCUCUCGGAAAAGUGGCUCCUUUCGGCGGCCCACUGCUUUGUCACCCACGACCAAGCGAACCAUCUUGCAAGCAACUGGCAAACCUACAGUGGCAUGCAGGACCAGUACAAGCAGGAAGAUGUACAACGCCGCCCAGUAAAGAAGAUCAUCAGCCACCCGGAUUACAACCGCAUGAACUUUGACUAUGACAUUGCAUUACUGGAGCUCUCCGAGCCGCUAAAGUUCACUAACACCAUCCAACCCAUCUGCCUACCCUCUUCCUCCCACGUCUUCCCUGCAGGCAUGGUCUGCUGGGUCACUGGCUGGGGCACGGUCCGAGAAGGAGGUCAAAAGGCACAGAUUCUGCAAAAAGCUUCGCUGAAAAUCAUCAAUGACACGGUGUGUAACACGGUCAUGGAGGGCCAGGUCACCUCCAGGAUGCUCUGCAGCGGAUUCUUGGCAGGAGGAGUUGAUGCAUGCCAGGGAGACUCCGGUGGCCCCCUGGUGUGUUUUGAGGAGAGUGGGAAGUGGUUCCAGGCCGGCAUUGUGAGCUGGGGUGAGGGCUGUGCUCGUCGGAACAAGCCCGGUGUCUACUCCCGCGUCACCAAGUUCAGAGAGUGGAUCAAGAAGGAGACAGGUGUUUGAGGUUGUGAGGAACAGUGUGGGAUGCAGGGGGGGAACAGCGUCAUAGUGCUAAAAAACAUGGAGAUGGAACAUUUGAGUCUGAUCAAGGACAAGUCUCUCCAGGAUGUAUUCAUUUAGCAGCAGACUCACACUGAGGAGACUGUUGCAUGGACCCAGCUACUCAGAUGAAUGACACAAAUUUUGUAUAGUUUUUAAGGGCAUAAAUCAGUGCAUUGUCUUUUACCCACAUCAAUGAUGUCAUGUUUCACUUGGCUUUUAAAAAAAAAAUAAUAAUAAUUUUAAUUUGUUGUUUAGUGCCAAGAAAAAGUAAAAUCCUUUAACUUAGUAUUAUGUAUUUCUUGAAGGUGAGAUGUCUUUCUGUUUUUGGACGGCAGUUAAUUUUGCACUUUGCCAGUGGCUCAUGCUGUAGAUAGCUUUAAAUUUGGAGUUUUAUGUAUAAUAAUAAUAAUAAUAAUGUUAGUUUUUGGCCUGUUUGCUACAAGACACUCAGACAUUACUGCUGAUUAUUUCCAAAGCUUAGCAUAGUUUCUACUAGGCAGCCAUUAGUUUCACUUUUUAUCAGUAUGUUAUAAAUUUCAACUUGCCGAGACAACUGCAUUACCAUGUGAUGAUAAUGCAAGUUUGACAAAAAAAACUAAAUUGCUUAAAUCUCUGAAAGGGCAUUUUCAUAUUAAAAUUAAAUGAAUGAAAAGCUGUAGCUGUCUGUAAGGUAUAAAAUGCAUUAAUCAAUCUAAAAGCCCAUGGUUUGCUUUGGAAAAUCGCCAGCAGUAAUGUUAAUUAUACCAGACUUGUAGUUUGUGGGCAAAAAAAACAGCAAAAACAGCAGCAUGAUCCUUAAAGAAUCCAUAGGGAUUCUUAAGUUGUUUUAAGUUAUUGUUGAUCUUAACACGGGUUUUGAGUAUUUCUGUUUUAUAUUUACAGAUACUUACUGGUAUUGCCAGGUCUGUGAAUGAUUUGCCAAAAUGUUAUAUUCAGAAACGCGGUGGAGGACGAGGAGAGCUGAGAUCUAGUUGGCUAUUGCACAGGUCUCCAGUUAAGUCAGGGUGAUUGGGGUCAGCCAUACACUGAAGCAAAUCAAAGUGUCUUCUCUUCAGCCAUGACCAGCUCAAUCACCUUUUUAAUCUAAGAUUUGACUAGAUGGCUUCUUUUACACCUUUUGACUUCAUAUCUGACUUAUCCUGUAAAUAUUAAAUCCCAGAUAAGUAAACCAAAGAUUUGAAUAAGUAUUAUUUAUCGAAAGAGGAAAAAAUAAGACGAAAAGUGUAAUGAGGAUGUUGCUCAGUGGACCUUUUUUUUAUUGAUUAGUUUUAUUUAUUACAGUUAAACAUCGCAAGUCUAAAUAAAAAGUCUAAAAAGUAUAG
Scomber scombrus (Atlantic mackerel) is the source of this 3938-nucleotide messenger RNA. It is a transcript of the gene st14, whose product is annotated as ST14 transmembrane serine protease matriptase. Gene Ontology annotation, biological process: proteolysis; acrosome reaction. The transcript is spliced from 19 exons. Lineage: Eukaryota; Metazoa; Chordata; Actinopteri; Scombriformes; Scombridae. The record is from RefSeq and is a predicted model, not a curated record. Gene Ontology annotation, molecular function: serine-type endopeptidase activity; protein binding. Bases 55 to 2577 code for a protein of 840 amino acids.